AUGACCAACAGCUCCAUCUGCCCUGAAACAGACCUCAAGCCCUUCUAUGCCAUUACUUACACUUUCAUCCUGAUCCCUGGGCUGAUAGGAAACACCUUAGCUCUGUGGGUCUUCUACGGGUACAUGAAGGAGACCAAAAGGGCCGUCAUCUUCAUGAUCAAUUUAGCCAUUGCCGACCUGGCCCAGGUCUUGUCCUUGCCCCUGAGGAUCUUCUACUACUUGACGGGGACGUGGGAAUUCGGGGGAGGCCUCUGCAUGCUUUGCUUCUACCUGAAGUACGUGAACAUGUACGCCAGCAUCUACUUCUUGGUCUGCAUCAGCGUGAGGAGAUACCUGUUCCUCAUGCACCCCUUCAGGUUCAGCGACUGCAGGCGCAUCUGUGACAUCUACAUCAGCAUCGUGGGCUGGGUGGUGGUCUGCGUUGCCUGCUUGCCCUUCCCCCUCCUCAGGCUCCAAAAGGAGGCCAAAAACACCUGUUUUGUGGAUCUCCCCGUGCAGGAGGUCGACCUUCCCAUCUCCAUCGCCAUGAUGACGAUGGCGGAGCUGGUGGGCUUCGUCACCCCCCUCCUCAUCAUCUCCUACUGCUCCUGGAAGACUGUUUUGUCCCUGAAAGAGAAGAAUUCUGCUUCCCACGACCUGGGGGAGAAAAAAAAGGCUUUGAAGAUGAUCCUCACCUGCGCGUUGGUGUUCCUCAUUUGCUUUGCCCCUUACCACAUCAGCUUUCCCCUGGAUUUCUUUGUCAAAACCAAAAAGAUCCGAAACGGGUGCGUGCAGAAGGUGAUCUCCGUGUUCCACGUGGUAGCCCUGUGCCUGGCCAGCCUCAACUCCUGCGUGGACCCCAUCAUCUACUACUUUACCACGGAUGAGUUCAGGAGACGCCUCUCCAGGCAGGAUUUGCAAGACAGCCUCCAGCUCCACCACCUCAGUUACGGGAGGAAGAACUCCAGGGACGUGCUCAGGGAGGACACCACAGACUGCUAG
Molecule: messenger RNA, 981 nt
Organism: Merops nubicus (carmine bee-eater)
Lineage: Eukaryota; Metazoa; Chordata; Aves; Coraciiformes; Meropidae
Gene: GPR174
Product: G protein-coupled receptor 174
Exons: 1
Coding region: 1-981 (326 amino acids)
Biological process (GO): positive regulation of Rho protein signal transduction; phospholipase C-activating G protein-coupled receptor signaling pathway
Cellular component (GO): membrane
Molecular function (GO): G protein-coupled receptor activity
Source: RefSeq, a predicted model, not a curated record